This is a messenger RNA of Chanos chanos (milkfish), 2237 nucleotides long. It is a transcript of the gene sgms2b, whose product is annotated as sphingomyelin synthase 2b. Bases 433 to 1569 code for a protein of 378 amino acids. The transcript has 6 exons. Lineage: Eukaryota; Metazoa; Chordata; Actinopteri; Gonorynchiformes; Chanidae. Gene Ontology annotation, biological process: sphingomyelin biosynthetic process; ceramide biosynthetic process. Gene Ontology annotation, cellular component: Golgi membrane; plasma membrane; endoplasmic reticulum membrane. The record is from RefSeq and is a predicted model, not a curated record. Gene Ontology annotation, molecular function: ceramide cholinephosphotransferase activity; sphingomyelin synthase activity.
UUUCACACAUUUUGAAAGUGACGACGAUUCUACACCUGCGUUGAAGAAUACAGGUCAUUCCAAUUUAUCACGAUCUGCAGAAGUGAACUGAAAAAUACAAGCAGGUGUUUUCACAGUGUUGAGUCUAUCAAAAAACAGACAGUAUUGCUGCAUAUAGAGGACAGCUUCCUUUUGAAAAGUGACUGCUAAGACACAGAGGGCAACUGCUCCUCACAGAGGCUACAUUUCCACCAACUAGACUACUGCCCCAGACCAGCAGGACUCUACCAGUUCACGAAAAGCAACUUCUACCCUUGAGAGGAGAUCAUUGUGCGAUUAAGAGAGCUGCAGCACAAGGAAGGUCACUGCUCCAGUUAGACAACUCCUGCCAGAUACUGCCAGACUGCUGCGUGGAGCUGUAAUUCUGAGUGUGUGUGUGUGUGUGUGUGUAUAAUGGCACUGACACAGCUUUUGGACGAGAGAGAAUGUGACAGUGAAGAAAGCGGGUGUAAUUUGGAAGUGAUAGUCGAGGAAAGUCCAUGCCCUGAGCCUGCCCCAAACCGUCUGUCGCACCCAGCUGCGGAUACGUCCGUUGACAGUCACCAUGGUGACAAGCCAAGCCGCAGCAAACCGGCGCGAUUGGCGCGAGGCUUCCGUAAAGCUCUGCGGAAAAACCAGGAUUACAUCCGCAUCACCAUCCAACCGCAACCUCAGAUCCAGCAGCUGCCACUGGAGUGGUGGAAGACGGGAAUCGCAUUCAUCUAUGCGGCCUUUAACCUGGUCCUGACCACGGUCAUGAUUACGGUCGUGCACGAGAGAGUGCCUGACAAAACAAUCAACCCACCGUUACCUGAUAAGUUCUUUGACUACAUAGGAAGACAGGAGUGGGCGUUUUCUGUCACCGAGGUUAAUGGAAUGAUCCUGGUUGGACUCUGGUUCACCCAGUGGCUCCUCCUCAAAUACAAGGCAAUUAUUGGUCGCAGGUUUUUCUUCCUGAUGGGGACACUUUAUCUGUAUCGCUGUGUGACGAUGUAUGUUACUACCUUACCUGUGCCAGGCAUGCACUUUAACUGUGCUGCCAAGCUGUAUGGAGACUCUCAGGGGAAGGUGUACCGUAUUCUGCGGCUGAUAUCAGGGGGUGGUCUCUCCAUCACUGGCUCUCACCUCAUGUGUGGUGACUUCCUGUACAGUGGACACACUGUGAUGCUGACGCUCACCUUCCUUUUCAUCAAAGAAUACUCCCCGCCGUCUUUCCGGUGGUAUCAUGUGAUCUGCUGGAUUUUAAGUGCAGUGGGUGUGGUCUGUAUUCUGGUGGCACACGAACAUUACACGAUUGAUGUGUUGGUGGCCUACUACAUUACAUCACGCUUAUUCUACUGGUACCACACCAUGGCCAAUAACCAGACUCUGAGGGGUUCAUCUCAGAACUAUCUGAGCAGAACGUGGUGGUUCCCCGCGUUUAACUUCCUAGAGAAGAACGUUAAAACAACGGUUCCCUGCACAUUCUGCUGGCCCAUUUCCAUUCCCACCUCCAGCUUCAAGAGCCCCUGCGAGAGGUACUCUAAGGUGCAGAGCACCCGGGACGAGUGAGGGGGGGGGGGCAGUUUGAGCCCUCACCUGAGCCUGUUUGCUUCUUCUAGACAUAUCCAAACAAUUCACUGCAAAAGCAGUGCGCUGCAUGUUUGGCUGGCUCUCAGACUACAGUUUGGAGACAGAGAUCCUGCCUAUUACAGAUUUAGCACCACAUAAAAUAUAGACAAAAUAGCAAUGCCAGAUUCUCUUUGGAGAAUCACGCUCUGUAUCUGAAACAAAUGUGGGUGCGGUUGGUUCCUCAAUGUACGACUCUCCCUUUGUCAUGGGUGGAUUCCCCGUGAGAUUGGGUGAGUCACGGCUUGUGAUUGUUUGUGGACAGAGGGAAACGCUAGUCUCCACCCACUGUGCUGCUGCUCUUUGAUGUUUAGACGCAUACAAAGUGAGUGAGUGUGUGUGUGUGCAGUUGUGUGUGGAUGUGUUCUGCGGCAGAGAGCUGAUCAGAGGAACAUCUGUGUCAGUGCCGUAGUAUAAGUCACGUACUAAUCUCAAUGCAAUAUUACAUUAAAUGCUCCCCUCUGAUGCUCACUGUGUGUGCCUGCCUUUAUGUAUGCACCAGUAUUACAGAAAGGCUCUGUUGUCAAUCAUUUCCCAUAGCCUCUGUCGGUUAACUGGCUGUGGCAUACUUCUGUUUCAUAUCACACUGCCUUGUCAUGUGUUUACCCUGA